Messenger RNA from Xenopus laevis (African clawed frog), 1861 nucleotides. RefSeq names its product 1.L (gene rnf14.5.L). Lineage: Eukaryota; Metazoa; Chordata; Amphibia; Anura; Pipidae. Gene Ontology annotation, cellular component: nucleus; cytoplasm. Gene Ontology annotation, molecular function: ubiquitin-protein transferase activity; ubiquitin protein ligase activity; zinc ion binding. The record is from RefSeq and is marked predicted. Gene Ontology annotation, biological process: protein ubiquitination; regulation of canonical Wnt signaling pathway.
UUUACGUUCUGUUCCCAGAGAAUGAUUGCUCGUAGGAGUAGCCUGAACAGGGUUUACAGUCGUAGUACUAAGUAAACGGAGAAUGUAAUUGUUCCUCCCAGUCUGCAGGUGGCAGUGUUUCCCCGUAUAGUUGCCAGAAGGCGCGUCACGACCCCAUAGAGCCGGCGAACUCUUUACCCGGAAGAGCGGCUGGCGCAGGCACAUUUGCCCAGACAACCAAUGUCAAGAGAAGACAAGGAAGAGCAGGAGGAUGAACUGCUAGCACUCGCUAGUAUAUACUCAGAAGAUGAAUUCAAGAGAUCAGAGACUGCACCAGGAGGGGAAAUUUGUGUUUGUCUGGAUCUUCCUCCAAACUUUAAUGUCGCCAUAAAAAGUGACAGUGCAUCUAAUGAAUACACGGAAAGCUUUGAGGGUAUUGUCUCUUUCCUACCUCCUAUCAUAUUGAACUUUGAGCUGCCUCCAGGAUACCCAUCCACUAAACCUCCAGCCUUCACACUUAGCUGCAAGUGGCUUUCUCCAAGCCAGCUUGCCCAGCUAUGUCAGCAUUUGGAUGACCUAUGGGAGGAAUACGCAGGAGGUGUGGUUUUAUUUGCUUGGAUGCAGUUUCUCAAGGAAGGGACUCUGGAGUACUUAAACAUUAAUUCACCGUAUGAAAUACAAGUUUGUGGGUUUGGAUCUCGUAGUAGAAAGAAUAACUCUGAGAUAUCUGAUACCUGUAGUGCCACAGGCCCAGCACAAGCAGAAAUUUGGGACAAUCGGGCUAUCCAGGAUGUGGAAUCUGUCGCUGCCCUUAUCAAGUGCAUCUUGGACUUUAAUGAGGCUCAGCAGAAGAAGUGCUUUGAUAGUAAAACAUAUAUGUGCAACAUUUGCUUCUCAGAAAAGCUGGGCAGCGAGUGCACUCACUUUAAGGAUUGUCAGCAUGUCUACUGCAACGCCUGCCUUCAGAAUUAUUUUAUAAUUCAGAUACGGGAUGGGCAGGUCCAUGCUCUUAACUGUCCUGAGCCAAAGUGUUCCUCUGUUGCUACACCUGCACAGGUGAAAGUGCUGGUUGGGGAAGAAUUGUUCAGCCGCUAUGACCGUCUUCUACUGCAGUCCAGUCUGGAUUUGAUGGCAGAUGUGGUGUACUGUCCACGGCCCAGCUGCCAAACUCCAGUCAUGCUGGAGCCUGGGGGCACAAUGGGGAUUUGUUCCAGCUGCAAUUAUGCUUUCUGUACCCUCUGCAAAAUGACCUACCAUGGAGUCUCAGCUUGUAAAUUAUCAGCAGAAAAGCUUAUGGCUCUGCGUAAUGAAUACCUAGAGGCGGAUGAGGCUGGAAAGCAGUUCAUGGAGAAGCGCUAUGGCAAGAGAAUGAUACAAAAAGCAUUGGAGGAGAUGGAAUCUAAGGAAUGGCUGGAGGAGAACGCCAAGAGCUGCCCACGCUGUGGAACCAACAUCCAGAAAUCGGAAGGGUGUAACAAGAUGACUUGUACCGGAUGCAAACAAUACUUCUGUUGGCUGUGCAUGGGCGUGCUGUCCAGAACAAACCCGUACAGCCACUACAACGACUCUUCAACGGCUUGCUUCAACCAAUUGUUCCUUGGCAUGGAGGUGGACGGCAUACCAGUGAUUCUAGAUGAACAACUCUGACCAUUAGAGCGCAGGAAAUCUUGGCAAAGAUAUACAGUAAUAGCAGCGACACUUGCACCUUUAUCAUGUGCAUGUGUUUUCCUUUCCCAGAAGGUGUUGGAUAAUUGUUCAGGGUUGCGAUUUUAAAAUUGUUUUUUUUUUUUUUUGCUUGCAUAGGCUACACCUGUUUACAUGAGUAGGAACUGCCAUGUCGGUUGCCUUAUCUGAGAUACAAUUAAACAGUGUCCUUGCACAA